AUGGUGCCAAAUUCAACAUGGGAUGCAAUUACAGAGUUGUGUACAUUCUUUCGUGUAAUAUGUUCAAGGGUGUUACGCGUAGAUGACUUACAACGCUUGCAAACUACUAUUGUUGAAACCAUUUGCAAGUUGGAAAAAAUAUUUCCACCUGGAUUCUUUGAUUCAAUGGAGCAUCUUGUUAUCCACUUAGCUCGAGAAGCUAUGCUUGGUGGUCCGAUUCAAUAUAGGUGGAUGUAUCUUUAUGAAAGGAAGUUGGGAUCAAUGAAAAGAAAGAUAAAAAACCAUGCGAAGGUUGAGGGGUCAAUUGUUGAGGCUUACAUGAUUGGAGAAAUAUCGACUUUUUGCUCACAAUACUUUUUGCCUACAAUUGAAACCCGGUUGAAUCGUGAGUCGCGUAAUUUUGCCCCAGACAUUCCUAGUUAUACCAUGGUCGACUCUCGAUUAAGCAUUUUCAAAGUUCCAUCUCGAAGAUUAUUCGAAAAAAGUGGCCAACGGAGGCCUUUGACAGAUGAUGAGAUGCGUAUUGCUCAUAAUUACAUCUUGAUCAAUUGUGUUGAGGUUCUACCUUUUUUAAGGUUGUUUGAAAAUUAUGUGAUCCAAAGCCAACCUGAUAUGGAUGAUGGAGCAUUUGAAAGGUUUAGGGAUCAACACUUUGCUAAGUGGUUUAAAGAUCAUGUUUUUCAACAAUCAAAUGAUAUCAGUCAACAUCUGAAAUGCCUUGCACGAGGACCAUUACGACAUGUUAGGUCCUAUAAAGGAUACUUUGUCAAUGGUUACAAGUUUCAUACUGAAAAAUAUGGUGAUGGAAGGGUCACACACAAUAGUGGUGUAUGUGUAAGAGGGACUUGUUACAAUGAGACUGAGUGUGACUAUUAUGGGUUGUUGGAUGAGGUCUUAGAAGUAGAAUAUCAAGGCAUAGGGCGUUGCAUCGUAGUAUUGUUCAAGUGUAUAUGGUUUAACCCUACUGAAGGGGUACGUGUGGAUCGAAAGCAUAAUUUGGUUGAUAUUAAAUACAAAUCAAGGCUAAGAAAUGAAGAUCCGUUUAUCCUAGCGUCACAAGCAGAACAAGUGUAUUAUGCACCAUAUCCUGCAAUGAAGGAUUUGAAAGAUUGGUGGGCUGUCGUCAAGACGAAACCAAGGGGUGUAUAUGAUCUACGACAAUGUGUUAUUGAAGAAGAUGAUGAUGAGGAUGAAGAGGACCAAUUCUUUCAAGAAAGUGAAGCAAUUUUACCUUCUACAAGUAGUGGUGCAAAUGAGGUGGCAGGACCCCUUUCUCAUGUAAUUGAAGGAGAAAUAGAAGAAGUUAAUGACAAUGACAUUGAGAGAGAAGAGGAUGAAGAAGUUGAUGAUAACUUGGAUGAUUCAUCCCAAGAUGAUAUUGAAGAUGAAGACAACAUAUGUGAUGAUAAUUCUGAUGAUGAGUAAUUACUAAAAAUGUGG
Messenger RNA from Lactuca sativa (garden lettuce), 1440 nucleotides. RefSeq lists its product as uncharacterized. Lineage: Eukaryota; Viridiplantae; Streptophyta; Magnoliopsida; Asterales; Asteraceae. The record is from RefSeq and is a predicted model, not a curated record.